Molecule: messenger RNA, 237 nt
Organism: Miscanthus lutarioriparius
Lineage: Eukaryota; Viridiplantae; Streptophyta; Magnoliopsida; Poales; Poaceae
Source: the annotation of a GenBank genome assembly
AUGUCCCUAGUUGCAGAGAUCCGCGCCACCGCCGCUGCCAGAGAUAAAGCCACUGUGAACAUCGGCAAGCUGCUGGUAUCGUGCACCAACUCCAUCGCCGGACUGGCGACCUUCGGCGACGUGUGCAACCAAGAGCGCAAGGAGCAGUUCCAUUCAGCGGUCGCCGUGGUGCUGAGCCAUAGCUUCGGGUUCUGCCUCUCGGACGUCUUCCGUCCCUGUGGAUCGUGGACGUGGUGA